AUCAACAGCACCAACAACGAGGCCCGUCCAGAUCUCGGACCUCCUGCCCACAUCUUCUUUUCCUCGAGUCCCAACAGCAACACAAGGCCGGCCGCAUCAGCACCGCCAGUGCCACCGACAUCACCAAUACCACCGACCCGACCCCUCUUCUCUCUCAGCACCGAAGAAGCUUACCCCUACCAUCCAGCACCAUGCUGCGCCAGGCUGCCGUCCUGGCCCUCUUGGCCUUGAUGGUCGUUCCUGCCUCGACCACCCCCGUCGAUGCUAUGGAAGUCUUGAAUAUUGUCAAGGACUAUUUGUUUCCCGUGUGCACCACUCAUGGCGUCUCUCAGAUUGACAACGUGUCCCAUACCAAGUCUUGCGAGUGUGACAGCGGCUACGAGGGUGAUUUUUGCGAAAUUUAUGUGGGAGAUUUGCACUGCAACACCACAAACGACAUCCCACUCUUCAUCGCCGCCGUCGAAGGCGUGACCACCGUUCGCGGCAACGUCUACAUUACUGCGCUCUGUGUGGUGCCCGAGAGCAUCGCUGCGGCCAACCAGCUCAACACCAUUGACGGCAGCGUCUUCUUCUAUGAACCGACCGACUGGAGGCAGUUCUGGGUUACCUGGCCAGAGAAUGCCUGGGAAACGGUUACUGGCUGCGUGAUCAUCGCUUAUAUUCCUCAGGCCAAUAUCAUUGGUUAUCCUGUCUUCCCCAAGCUCUCCUCCGUCGGCUCGUGCUCGCUGAGCGAGGUCCAGGCCGUCCUCCCCGCUGGCUACACUCGUAUGCUUGUGAACCGCUCAAUCACCCCACGCGUCUCCAUGAUGCUCAGUACGUUUGGCACCGGCUAUGAGGAUUGUCAUUACGGCUGCAAUGACGUCACCUUCUUCGGCAAGCUCCGCACCAUGCCCGGUGCCUUGGUCUUUGACAACAUGCCCUUGCAUUAUGGCAACGAUAUGAUUCUGGAACACGUCGGUGGUCUUUAUGUGAUCAGCUGCUACCACCUGCGCCGAAUUGGCAUUCCUCACCUGGCCACCAUUGGCGAACACGGCUUGUUGCUCGAGGAUAGCAGCCUCGACAACCUUGAUGACUUUGCUGGUGUUCGAACCGUGACUUUGGGUUUUGUGGACAUCAAGCACAUGUACGAGCUCAAGAACGUUCUUAGCUUCAACCCCACCAUUAUUGAGCGCACCGGCACGCCCAGCACCUCCAUCUCGAUCCAGCUCGCUUGCCAGAACGGCUAUCACCACGGCUUUCCCGAGUCACAGUGCACAUGCAGCUCCCCCGAGUACUCUGGCAUCCUCUGCGAUACCAUCACGGGCACCUUCUUGUGCAUGGAUCCAGUCCAGGCUGAGCAGCUUAACCAGACUCUUGCCAAUGUUCGCCAUGUUGUCGGUGACAUCCACUUGACCGACAGCUGCCUUGAAUCUUCCCUCCUUUUCUUGCCCUACCUCAGGACCGUCGAGGGUAGCAUUUACAUCAACUCCUUUGGCCUGCCUAUCAUCGAGCCCUUCUUUGGAGCACUUGAGUCAGCCUCCGUCAUCACGAUUGAAUCCGUGCCCAAUUCGCCGCUGCACUGGUUCCCCAGGCUGGAGACAGUUGGCUCCUUGGGUAUCCUGAACGUCGACGAGUUUGUCAACUUUACCGGUUUCCCUGAGCUGACGACCAUUACUGAUGGCCUCGAGGUUGUCAACUGCGCCGGCGCCACCUCUUUUGCUGGUCUUGAGAACGUGGCCGAGCUGGGCACCUUGUCCGUCAUCGCAUCGCCGCAGCUGACUGACUACUCCGCGUUCAACGGUCCCGAGAAGGUGGCGCUGCUCAGUCAAAACAAUGCCCCUGCACUCAGCAUUGACGCUUGUACGGACUGUGAAGCUCUUCUCCUGCACUUGAUGGACACGGUCGUAAUUGCUGACGGUGCUGCGAUCAACGUUCCUUGGACUACCUGCAGUGGUUUCGGUCUUGUUCACCCCGGCGACUUGGGAUGCACCUGCAACCCAGGCUACACCGACUUCAUGUGCCACGGCUACAACGGCGACACCAUCUUCUGCAACACUUCCAGCGCUCAUAUCGUUGAGUCCAUGCUUGCGGGCGUUACCCACAUCUACAGCAGCCUGGUCAUUCAGGAGCUCUGCGGCUAUGACACCAACCUGGGUCUGCUGGACACGGUGGACUACGUGGCUGAUUUGUACUUCAAUACGCAGUCGAUGUACUAUGGCAAGAUCCCUCCCCACAUUGGCAAUGUCACGAUUUUUGACACGAUGUUCUGGACCUUGGAGGGCUUUGAACAAUCCCUUCACAUUGACAGCCUGGUCGUUCAGGGCAACAGCGUCAUGUACUCGCUUGAGGGUAUCAACAACCUCGAAACGGCAGGCCAGAUCGUGAUUUCCGACAACAUGGCCCUGACCAACGUCGAUGCCCUGAGCCAGCUCGUCAGCGUGACCUACAGCCUGGUCAUCUACAACAACGACGUCGAUGUCAACAGCAUUGCGUUUGACUACAACUCCAUUCCCACCGCCUACACCUACGUCGCCGGCUAAGGCUCGAGCCGUAAGGACCAACUCGACAUGCGCUAUGAUACGUCUGUGACCUAUCGAGGGCAAAGUUUUUCUGUGCUGUGUUUUGUGUCGCUGCAGUACCCGACUUGUUUCUGUGUAAUGCUUUUGUUCCUUCGAUUCCUAGCGUGUUUGUUCCACCUCCCUUUUAGAAUUCCCGACAGUUAUAAUUCACAUCCUGACCAUCUUU
Monosiga brevicollis MX1 is the source of this 2724-nucleotide messenger RNA. RefSeq lists its product as uncharacterized. Gene Ontology annotation, cellular component: cell wall; plasma membrane. Bases 192 to 2519 code for a protein of 775 amino acids. NCBI's taxonomy places the organism in Eukaryota, Choanoflagellata, Craspedida, Salpingoecidae. The transcript is spliced from 3 exons. The record is from RefSeq and is a predicted model, not a curated record.